Messenger RNA from Talaromyces rugulosus, 2496 nucleotides. RefSeq lists its product as uncharacterized. The transcript is spliced from 2 exons. The record is from RefSeq and is a predicted model, not a curated record. Gene Ontology annotation, molecular function: RNA binding. The coding region runs from base 1 to 2496 and encodes 831 amino acids. Lineage: Eukaryota; Fungi; Ascomycota; Eurotiomycetes; Eurotiales; Trichocomaceae. Gene Ontology annotation, cellular component: intracellular anatomical structure; catalytic step 2 spliceosome.
AUGCCGGAACGAGUGCAUACGCGAUUUGACGAUUCCGACGACGACAAGCCUGCCACCACCAACAGCAACAGCAACAGCAACAAGCAGCCAGAGCUGAAGAAGCAAGACCACCACAUAUCUUCUGAUAAAAAACAUCAGGAGCCGGCGAAUAAUAAUAAAAAGUCCAAAUCGGCAAGCAGCAAAAAGCGCAAGAGAGAUGUACAACCGGAGGAAAAUUCGGAAGAACAACAGCAGCAGCAACAGCGAAUAAUUCCAGAAUCCGUGGUGGUGCCUUUGCGAUCGUCCGAGAAGUCUGCUCACAAAUUUACCAAUGAUGGCAAAUCUACGAAUGAUAGCGACAAGAGGAAAUGGACGAACAAUAGCAAAAAACCUGCGCGACCACAAUCGAAUAAUCAACCUUCGUUUUCAUCGCUUCGAGAAAAAGCAAACGCCUUGUACACGACCCGCAAAACGUUGCCAAUUUUCGCCCACGCAGAUGAGAUUCGUCAACAGCUAAAAGGAAACAACAAUGUCAUGCUACUUGUCGGUGAGACUGGAAGCGGUAAAAGUACACAGGUGCCUCAGUUUUUAGCGGACGAGGCGUUUUGUCAGCCAAAAAAGGUCAAGAUAAUAAACCAGGAGGAUGGCAGCACCAAGAAGGAAAUCACAGUUGGCGGGUGCAUUGCAAUCACCCAACCCAGACGAGUCGCGGCGAUUUCGUUGGCUAGACGAGUUGCUGAAGAAAUGGGUACGCCUUUGGGGAAAUCGUCGCCGGCGAGUAGAGUGGGAUACUCGGUUCGUUUCGAUACAUCGACAUCGCCAAGCACAAAAGUCAAGUUCCUCACGGACGGGAUGUUGCUGCAGGAAAUGCUUCAUGAUCCUUGGUUAACAAAGUAUAGUGUUGUGGUUGUCGAUGAAGUUCACGAAAGAGGGGUCAACGUUGAUUUGGUGCUCGGGUUUUUGAGGAAAAUUCUUGCUAGCAAGAACGAGGGCCGGGGAGGCAUUCCGUUGAAAGUUAUUGCAAUGAGUGCCACAGCUGAUAUGGAAAGUCUGCAAGACUUUUUUGGUCAUGAUCGAGACCAGGCCAAAAUCACAAGCACAGACACCAGCAACCAGAAUACUCAGGACAGCCAAAUCUCGGUCUGCCAUAUCAAGGGUCGACAGUUCCCUGUUGAGACGAUAUACUCUCCAGAACCCGUCCAUGACUUUUUAGAUGCGGCUCUCAAGACCAUUUUCACCAUUCAUGUCAAAGAACCAAUGCCAGGAGACAUCCUGGUUUUCCUUACCGGCCAAGAAACGGUAGAGAAUCUGGAAAAUCUCAUAAAUGAAUACGCCAUUGGAAUAGACCCGUCAUUACCAAAAGUUCUUGUUUUACCCUUGUUCGCUGCACUUCCCCAGGCUGCUCAGCAACGUGUCUUUGCGCCGGCACCGCCUCGAACAAGAAAAAUCAUCCUGGCCACCAAUAUUGCCGAGACGUCCGUCACUGUUUCCGGUGUUCGUUUCGUGGUCGACUGCGGGAAAGCCAAAAUGAAACAAUUCCGUUCUCGACUUGGUCUUGACUCGCUGUUGGUGAAGCCAAUUUCCAAGUCGGCUGCAAUCCAGCGAAAGGGACGAGCUGGCCGAGAAGCUCCGGGAAAGUGCUAUCGACUAUAUACGGAAGCAGACUAUUUAACACUGGACGAGACCAACACGCCUGAAAUUUUGCGCUGUGAUCUGAGCCAGAGUCUUUUGACCAUGAAAGCCCGCGGCGUUGACGAUAUCAUGAAUUUCCCCUUUUUGACACGACCUCCGCGAGAAGCUCUAGAACAGGCUCUACUCCAGCUACUCAAUAUUCAAGCUCUGGACGAAACGGGCAAGGUCAGCGAGACUGGAUUGCAUAUUGCAAAACUGCCGCUCACUCCGCCAUUGGGUAGAGUGCUUUUGGAAGCCGCCGGCCAUAGUCAGGGUUGCCUGCUAGAUGUGAUUGAUGUUAUUUCGUGUCUGAGCGUUGAGAAUAUUUUCUUGAAUAUCAACUCCGAGGAAAAAAAGGAACAAGCAGAACAGGCUCGUCGGGAUCUUUACCGGAGAGAGGGUGAUCAUCUCACUAUGCUAGCCACAGUUCAGGGUUAUGCAGCAGAUAACACGGACCGAAAGGCUUGGGCUGAGCGGCAUAUGGUUUCCCAUCGAGCAAUGCAAUCUGUCAUGGACGUCCGCAAGCAGCUCACUACCCAGUGCAAAAAUGCCAAGCUCCUUCACGAAUCCAACGAAAACCGUCCCCCUUGUGAUGCACUAUCAGCGGUACCCGUUCUCAAAAGCUUUCUUACAGGGUUCGGAACAAACACUGCUCGUCUUGUUCCCGACGGGUCGUAUCGAACCAUUGUCGGCAACCAGACGGUGGCUAUUCACCCAUCGAGCGUGUUGUUUGGGAAGAGGGUUGAGGCAAUUCUGUAUAAUGAGUUUGUCUUUACUAAUCGUAGCUAUGCGAGAGGUGUCAGUGCCGUGCAGACGGAUUGGGUUGGUGAGGUAUUGGGUCGAUAG